This is a messenger RNA of Dendrobium catenatum, 1283 nucleotides long. RefSeq lists its product as uncharacterized. Gene Ontology annotation, cellular component: nucleus. Gene Ontology annotation, biological process: regulation of transcription by RNA polymerase II. Lineage: Eukaryota; Viridiplantae; Streptophyta; Magnoliopsida; Asparagales; Orchidaceae. Gene Ontology annotation, molecular function: protein dimerization activity; RNA polymerase II cis-regulatory region sequence-specific DNA binding; DNA-binding transcription factor activity, RNA polymerase II-specific. The coding region runs from base 1 to 1239 and encodes 412 amino acids. The transcript has 7 exons. The record is from RefSeq and is a predicted model, not a curated record.
AUGGGAACCCCGCUGAAUGGAUUAUCGCAAUCCUCCAACCCAACUCCCUCUACGGCCGUCGCCGCCCAGAUUGCCCUCCACGAGUUCCAUAACAGCAACGGCAAUUCACUGAUCCAGAAUUGUAAUCUUCAGCCGACAUUCUCCCAAUUCGAACCAUCACCUGCCGCCACCGACGAUUCAUUGGACAAGAUUUUCUCCAGCAUUCCCUUAUUUGCGGAGCUUAUACAAUAUCAUUGGGAUCUCACCGACGGUACGCAAGUCGCCGGAGACGAAGGUUUUCCCUUCGAGGGGCCGUACGGCGAGUCGUCCCUCCUCGCACCGUGGUUCCGGCCGCAACCGAUCAUCGGCGAGGGAUCGUUGGAUGGGGAGCAGACGAUGCUUCCGAUCAGUGCGCAGCUGGAGCAACAUCAGUUGCUUCUCUCCGACAUGGUCGGGAGCCACCAGUCGCCGGCAAAUGCCUCCGCCGUUGAGUCGGGUCACUUUCCUCCUCUGCUGGUUUCGCUUGGGGGCCCCUGUCCUGGAGCAGAUUCUGAUUCUACCUUCAAAUCACCCAACUCCACCGGAACUGAAUUUAGAGCGAGCCAACCGCAACAUUUCCAGCUGUCCGAGGGCGCAUUGAUGCCUCGACAGAGCUUCGGAGGUUCCCGGCAGGCGGCGCCCUCUCCCUCGACAUCGGCCAGAGCGAAUAGCGGGGACUUCAGAGUCACUGCUCUGCGGCCGCGCGUCCGCGCCCGCCGCGGCCAGGCUACUGACCCGCACAGCAUCGCCGAGCGGCUUCGCAGAGAGCGAAUUGCAGAAGGGAUGAAGGCUCUCCAGGAACUUGUUCCUAACGCCAACAAGACGGACAAGGCGUCGAUGCUUGAUGAGAUAAUCGAGUACGUGAAAUUCCUGCAAAUGCAACUUAAGGUGUUGAGUAUAAGCCGGCUAGGAGGGGCUGCCGCCGCUUCUCCUCUGAUCGUCGACGUCCCCUCUGAGGGGAGGGGAUCGCCGGCUGCCGCGAGCGAGACCGUAGCUGGGAGGGAGAACCUGGUUGCAAAACUUAUGGACGACGACAUGGGCUCGGCGAAGCAAUAUCUUCAGGGGAAGGGCUUAUUUCUCCUGCCUAUCUCACUCGUCUCCAACAUCUCCGCCGCCACUUCUCCUUCCGCCGCCGAAACGCUCGUUCCCGGGAUCUCGACCGGAGGAGAUGCGCCGCCGUCGUCGCUAUACGGUGCAGUCAGCCGCAGUGGCCCUAUGUAGAUUUUUUUAUCCCCUUUUGCUCCACCACAUUGGGAUCGCAUAUU